Messenger RNA from Vicia faba (fava bean), 1263 nucleotides. The record is from the annotation of a GenBank genome assembly. Lineage: Eukaryota; Viridiplantae; Streptophyta; Magnoliopsida; Fabales; Fabaceae.
AUGGCAAAAAAAGCUGUGUUGAUUGGGAUCAACUAUCCUGGAACAAAAGCUGAGUUAAGAGGAUGUGUCAACGAUGUCUGGAGGAUGCACAAAUGCUUGAUUGAACGAUACGGAUUUUCCGAAGACGACAUCACCGUUUUGAUCGACACCGAUUCCUCGUACACCGAGCCCACAGGAAAGAACAUACGCCGUGUGCUGUCGGAGUUGAUCCGAUCCGCGGAGGAUGGAGAUGUGCUGUUCGUUCAUUAUAGUGGACAUGGCACGCGUCUUCCGGCUGAAACUGGAGAGGAUGAUGAUACUGGUUUUGAUGAAUGUAUCGUUCCUUCUGAUAUGAAUCUCAUCACUGAUGAUGAUUUCAAGGAAUUUGUGGAUGGGAUUCCUAGAGGAUGUAGGCUGACGAUUGUAUCUGAUUCUUGUCAUAGUGGUGGCUUGAUUGAAGAAGCUAAGGAGCAGAUAGGAGAGAGCACAAAAGGAGAAGGAGAAGAGGAAAAAUCUGGAUCUGGCUUUGGAUUCUCAAGCUUUCUGCAUAGGAAAGUUGAGGAUGCCAUUGAGUCCAGGGGAUUUCACGUCCCUUCGGGAUUGCGCCAUCAUAAAGACAGGGGCGAAGAAGAUGAAGAAGCUGAAGAUGGGAACAGCGAACUCCCGCAUGGGAACUAUGGUUAUGUAAAGAAUAAGUCUCUGCCACUCUCAACCCUCAUUGAGAUACUCAAGCAGAAAACUGGAAAAGAUGAUAUAGAUGUUGGGAAACUGAGACCUACCCUGUUUGAUGUUUUUGGGGAAGAUGCUAGCCCUAAAGUGAAGAAGUUUAUGAAGGUUAUCCUCAACAAACUCCAACAAGGAGGUGGUGAAGGUGAACAUGGUGGGAUACUGGGAAUGGUGGGCAGUCUUGCCCAACAGUUUCUCAAGCAAAAGCUGGAUGAGAAUGAUGAGGGAUAUGCAAAACCUGCCAUGGAAACAAAAGUGGGAAGUAAGCAUGAAGUAUAUGCUGGAUCAUCAAAGCGCGGUAUGCCAAGUGGUGGGAUUCUGAUGAGCGGCUGUCAGACAGACCAGACUUCAGCAGAUGCUUGUCCUGCCGGAAAUGCAGCUAAUGCUUAUGGAGCUUUCAGUAAUGCAAUACAAGCUAUAAUUGAGGAGACUGAUGGUUCAGUUACAUAUUCAGAGCUUGUUCACAAGGCUAGACAGAAGCUACAGAAGGCCGGUUUCACUCAAAAGCCUGGACUCUACUGCAGUGAUCACCAUGUUAAUGAACCAUUCGUGUGCUGA